Messenger RNA from Pangasianodon hypophthalmus (striped catfish), 3260 nucleotides. It is a transcript of the gene gas1b, whose product is annotated as growth arrest-specific 1b. Gene Ontology annotation, biological process: regulation of cell cycle. NCBI's taxonomy places the organism in Eukaryota, Metazoa, Chordata, Actinopteri, Siluriformes, Pangasiidae. The transcript has a single exon. The record is from RefSeq and is a predicted model, not a curated record. The coding region runs from base 1040 to 1828 and encodes 262 amino acids.
CGCCCCCCAAAUGACUCCGCAAUCACAACAACGCAGCAGACCAAUAGGAAUCCGAGGCUGCGUCCAAAGCCGCAUACUAACUUACUAACUAGUGAGUCAAAACUGAAGGUGGCGUACUAUUUUGACAUUCUAUGUAGUAGGGCAGUAUGUGGUUUGGGACGUAGCCCAACAUUCUCCUCUCACUCUGAGAUAUGAGGGAAACGAGGCGGGCUGCUGAGGAAGCACUGAGGCGACAGAAAGUAGGUUCCUGAAGUUUAGUGCAUGGAAAUGUUGCACAAACUGCUGUUAAACCCUGCAGGAAACUUCUGACUCACCCAUAAUCACCUCAGUUUCGAUGCUAUGGACUCCAGAGGUUUACAGCACGGACAUUUUGACAGAAAGCCUAGCGGGUCUGUGGAGGUGGAUGCUAAAAGGACACAUGUGAACGCGUAGCCCUUGUGCACUUGGGCAGUGAGUUUCAGCUGAACACCAGUGGAGCUGCAGGACUAAUUUCAGCUGUACAGACAUGGACGUGUGCUGGCUGUCCAGCACUACACGGAAAACUCUGUACCAGGCUGCUGUAGAGCCCAGUGUCCAGUGAAGCUAAAGCAGGAUUGGAGUAGUGAUGGAUGAGUCGCUGAGGAAUCGGUUCUUUUUCGCGGCUUCACUGUGGACUCGCGACUGAACUGAAGGUUGGAGCGAAAAAAAUUAUCAUGGAUUUUUUUUUUAACCACACAAAGUUUAGUUUGACUUGUUGAAAUCCGACUGCCAGGAUAUUAAAGUGGUUCCACACUGUAUAUAGCAGUAACCUGGCUUGGAAACUGUAAAUAUGCUUUUAGCUUUUAGCUUUUAGCUAGACUGUUAUCACUUAAAAUGAAGGAUAUUCUCAGCUAUAAAAUAAAAGGCUGUUAAAUGAAUAAAUACAGACCUGUGAAUGUGUGUUAGGUCGAAAUUGUUGAGAUUUCGGAAUGUGCCGCGAUUCACGUAGAGUUUUGUCCUAAAGAGUCGAAUCAGUAAAGUGACUCAGUGACUAAGUGACUCAGUGACUCAGUGAAUCAGAAUGCCCAGCAGUACCUGUGUGCACACGUCCAUCCUCCCGGUGUGGAUCUGGACUGCUGGUUUAACGCUGGUGUGUUUGGACGCUUUGGCCACUGCGUCCCCAGCUCACGGUCACCGUCUGAUCUGCUGGCAGGCCAUUAUGAAAUGCCAGUCAGAACCCGCGUGCCAUUACGCGUACACGCAGUACACGCGCGCGUGCGGACCCGUCAUUAACGGACACAAGAAGAAGUGCCCGAGCCACUGCAUCUCAUCCAUCGUGCAGCUCAAUCUGACCGACAACGGCCCAGGGCUGGAGCACUGCGAGUGCGCCACGGACACGGUGUGCGUAAACGCCAAGCGCCGCAUUGAGCCGUGCAUGCCGCGGAUCAGCCGCACGGGCUGCACAGAAGCGCGGCGCGCGUGCGAGGGCGACGCGGACUGCAGCGCAGCCAUGCGGGACUACCUGUUCCACUGCCGCGAGCUGUUCGGCGGAGAACGCUGCUCGGAUCAGUGUCGGCGAGUUAUCCAGCGCAUGCGCACCGUGCCCAAGGCACGCCUGUUGGACACGUGCGAGUGCGAUGGCGCUGAGAGGACCAUCUGCGAGCACGUUAAGAUCAGCAUGAUGAGCUUGUGCUCCGACGCGCCUGAGCCCCGCGACGCGGGCAGCGGCUUUUCAGACGACGAGGACGAGCUGGACAGUGACUAUGCCACGGAGGAUUAUGAGGACGAGGACAGCGCGGGUGGAGUGUCCAGGGCGCACACAGGUUUGAUAAUGACCUCCACCUUUUUAGCCGUUACACUUCUUCAGUGAAUGUAAAAUUACAGCAAGGACUCACUGUGGGACAGAUUGGCAGUAUUUAUUGCAGGGAUGCACCAAUGUCACUCUUCAUUUCUGCUAUAAUAUCAAAGCUCCAAAGAUCAUCCCAUCCAGAACCUGGUACUGAUCUGAUACUGACUUCUGCACAGUUCCUGAAGUGACGCUCCACAAGCUUCUGCUGCACACUUGUCCCAGGAAUGAUGUGUCCUGUAUGCACGUGCCAUGUCGGGCAGCAUCACACACACUCACCGGAGAAAACAAGACAGUGAGAUUUAUAUAUAUGUAAAAGAAAUGAUGUCAAAUGUGACACAAUAGCAGUCGAGCACUUGAGGAUAGUAUCAGCCCAGCUACCAAUACUCCAAAUCAUAACCAUGUAUCCAUAAUUGAUCAGGUUUUUGGACUGGAAGCAUGACCUCUGUUAAGCGCACGUCUUUACAGGUUUGUAGUGUAAAUUGCUUGUACUCUACAGCUGCACAAUAUAUUAUUUGUGAGUUAUUUGUUAUUGCAGUAUUGUCUGCUGUGAUCAUCCCAACCACAACCCGCAUGCAUACAUGUGAACAGUAAAACUGUCAGCACAGGAAAACCCCUUUUAAAUUGGAACUUAAAGCUCUAUUCGCAUUUAUUCUUAGUUUAUUUUCAAUGCCUACAUCAAUUGAUAAUUGCUCACGCAACGAUUACAAUGCCGUCAUGCAGUCUCUGUAGUGUUUCAGACAUUUCACAUCCAGAAUCUAGGAGUUCAUUCUGAUAUCCUUCAUAUAUUAAAAAUGUCUUUCCAAAACUCCAGAUACAUCCAUAAUGCCAAUAAACAGCUAUAUAAGUAACGUGCAAAGAAAUAUCUUACAUCUGCGUAUUAGUCCCUCAUGGUCACGUGACCGAAUAUGCAUGUUACAAACACCGGCAGAGUGACUGUUUGUAAUACAGCGCUGGAACUGCUGGUGUUGGUUUGUCGGGGGUUGUGAUGAAUCACAGCAUUCCUAUUACUUGACAGACAUUAAAAUGUUGGUCACAGUGAUGCAGAUAAAUCAUUACCCCAGUCUAUCACAGAAUCACAAUACAUGGGUCAAUCGAGUGCAGCCCUGUUUACAGCUUUCUUAAAAACAAAUGAUAGACGAGUGAAAUGCUAAUAAUCAUGAAGCACCUGAAUGUCUCUGUUAAUACCACUUAGCACUGUGCCCCUUGAUAUUGAUAGUUGAGGGCUGUGCAUCGCCAGAAAUUAAAUUAUUCUGAAAUGAUAAAAGUUAUUUCAUGUAAGAUGAAGUGGAAAGGGGAGUAUUUUUGUUUCCCGGAGAGAUCUAUACACAAAAAUAACGUGUGUGCUUUUCUAUGAUGUGCCAGUAUUACAAUGUACAAAUAUUUUUGAAGAAUGAAAUUAGAAGAUGGAGUUUUGUGUUUCAAACCUGGGCAUAAAGUGUUCUGAAUGUGAAAA